Molecule: messenger RNA, 4200 nt
Organism: Phyllopteryx taeniolatus (common seadragon)
Lineage: Eukaryota; Metazoa; Chordata; Actinopteri; Syngnathiformes; Syngnathidae
Product: indian hedgehog B protein-like
Exons: 4
Coding region: 518-1759 (413 amino acids)
Biological process (GO): intein-mediated protein splicing; smoothened signaling pathway; cell fate specification
Molecular function (GO): patched binding; calcium ion binding
Source: RefSeq, a predicted model, not a curated record
CACUCAAGUGGAGUCAAUUCAAGUGGAAAGCUGCAGCCUGUUGCGCGCAGUCCUCUCACUGGGGGGGUGGGGGGGAAUCACAAUCCACGGGGGAUGUUGUGACAUUUUCCACGGAGCAAAAGAAGAGACAGAGAGAGCACCACAUUAGAAACGUGGACGUGCAGUUGCUGCUGUUCUUAGCCUUUCUCUCUCUCACUCUCGCUCUCUCGCUCUCUCUCUCUCCCCCUCGCUCUCUCCGUCUCUCACCCACCUCAUCGACUUUGAACCUGUUUGUUUAAAUCCACGGACUUUACAGCCUGCACACCCACGGCCGUUUGUCCAAGGCAGAGCCAGCGAACUUUGCCAUUUGCCGGUGUCCUCACGGCGCCCUGAUGCCGAGACGCUCGCUGGAGUAGAAGGUUUUUGGGACGACCCCGCCCGCGGCUGUCCCGGACCAUGGACUCGACAGGUGAACCGGAGACGUAGCAUACUGAAGACCCAGAUCUCCCUCGGGAGAGUCCUCCCUCCUCCCGGGGCGAUGCGGAUCCCCUUGCUCCUUCUCACCGCCUCUCUGUGCGCCAUGGUUCUCCUCCUCCUCCUCCUCGCACCUGUCUCGGAGGCCUGCGGACCUGGGAGGGGAUACGGCAAGAGGCGACUUCCCAAGAAGCUCGUCCCGCUGGCCUACAAGCAAUUCAGCCCGAAUGUGGCCGAGAAGACCCUGGGGGCGAGCGGGCGGCCCGAGGGUAAAAUUACGCGCAACUCGGAGCGCUUCAAGGAGCUGACACCCAACUACAACACCGAUAUCAUCUUCAAGGAUGAAGAGGACACGGGCGCGGACAGGCUCAUGACCCAGCGCUGUAAAGACAAGUUGAACUCCUUGGCCAUCUCUGUGAUGAACAUGUGGCCUGGUGUGAAGCUGCGAGUGACGGAGGGCUGGGAUGAGGACGGCCAUCACUCGGAAGACUCGCUGCACUAUGAGGGACGUGCUGUUGACAUCACCACCUCAGACAGAGACAGAAACAAGUAUGCCAUGUUGGCUCGGCUUGCUGUUGAAGCUGGAUUUGAUUGGGUCUACUAUGAGUCCAAAGCCCAUAUUCACUGUAGCGUCAAGUCAGAACAUUCUGUGGCGGCCAAAACUGGUGGUUGUUUCCCAGGUGAUGCUCUAGUUACUCUUGAGAGAGGAGUCACUAAACAAAUGCGUGACCUUCAUCCCGGUGACCGCGUUUUGGCUUCCUCGACAACAGACGGUCGUGGUCCGCUUCGCUACAGUCCAGUAUUAUCCUUUUUGGAUCUCCAGUCUAACAUCACAAAGAUAUUUACUCUCAUUGGAACCAACACUGAACUUAAUAUCACGCUCACGGCAGCACACCUCAUCUUCGUCACUGACUGUGUGGGCAGACUCAGCAAGGAUGGUGUGAGGACAACUUUUGCCAGUGAGGUGAAGCCGGGGCAGUGCAUACUGACCUCGCAAGGAACAGAGGCAACUCGAGCUGUCGUGACCUUUGUAGAGGAGAGGCAGAGCACUGGGUUGUAUGCCCCACUAACCCAGCACGGGUCUAUAGUAGUGAACAACGUUCUGGCAUCAUGUUACGCUGCUGUGGACAAUCAUCAUUUAGCCCACUGGGCUCUGGCCCCACUGCGUUUCGUCCGCACCCUGAUGGGUCCUGCACAACAACAAACUGAUGGAGUGCACUGGUACCCUUGGCUUCUGCAGAGGGUUGGCGAAAUGCUACUGGACCCAAAACACUUCCACCCUUUGGGAACUGAGCGAGGACUUUGACAGAAGAAAGAAUAUAUUCAAGUCAGUUUAAGUAUGAGUAUUUAAGAACACCAAAUCACAGAAAUAGCUUUCCACCAAAAUGGGGGGAAAACUGUUUUAUACUACAGAUGUGUUCUACUCACUCCACUUGUCUCUAUGCUGUAGGAUACGAACAGGAAUAAUGAAUUCCGAUUUCAUAUUUGUUUAUUGCAUAUGUGCUUUUGGUAAUUUCACUUUCACGGGGCUAUUGAGACUCAGGGGUGCCAGUAAACCACAAAUUAGUAAGCACCUGGUGAUCAGCCACAUUACUGAGACAUAUCAUAUGGACAAAAGUGUUGUGAUCUGCAUCUGCAUCUCUUGAACAACUAGUUAAUAGUUGUGUAGAGCAGUACAAUUGUAGUCCACCAUGAAUGUGGCCCAGUGCACAAAAAAAACGUCUGUGAAGGCCUGAUUGGAUUACUUUGACGUGCAAGAACUUAAUAGCCUUCACCUCAACCCCAUCAGAGACUGUGGGGAUGAACUAGAAUACAGACUGUAAACCAGAACAUUUCUCAGCAUAUGUGAUCGCUGACCUCAAAAUGUUAUGGUGGGUGGGUAGAAAAGAAAAUUCCCAAAGACGCACUCCAAAAUCCUAUGCUAUUAUUCUCAAUACCGUUCUCCUUAUGGAGUUAAAAACCCCUCCUUUUUUUAGUUUUGCCUGUCAUUCAGUUUCACCUUAGAGCACCUUAGCGUUCAAAAUGACUGUCAUGUGUUUUUGUGGCGUUUUAACAGAAGAGGAUGGUCAAGAAUCAGUUUAAUUCUUCAUUUGUACUGUUUUAGUCUGCAAGAUGAGACAUACUGACAGUAUUUUAAUUUUUUUCCAGAGCUCUCAGUGCCAUGAGGCACAUUAGGCCACAAUUGCAGUUUCGGUAAACCCUAGUUUUUACAGGAGCAGGUGAUUGCCCUAGUGCCCAAACCCAGCACCUGGUAUUCAUAGGUGGUAUCACAUCCAAGUACGAGCCAGGACCGAUCUUGCUUAGCUUCCGAGAUCAGACGAGAUUGGGUAUUCCCAGCGUAGUUCUCGGGGUAUACUGGUACUAUUCGUAUGAGUUAACUAAUGAGUAUACAUUUUGGUAGUGCUCGUUAGAAUUUCAGGCUAAGCACAGAAGAAUUUGUGGGGAUGGAAGAAAAACACAAACAAGGUAGUGGAACCGAAUAGAUGAGAGAUCAUUUAAAAGUCUGUAUGUCUGUAAAUGUUUAUAUAAGCAGUUUAGUAAUGAAAUGAAAGUAAUUAGACAUAAAGUUUACUCAGUUUACUGAUUCAUCACUUUCCCUCAUUGUCUAAUGCAUUGUUUUAAAUAAUAAUUCGCAAAAAUAUAUUGACUAUAUUUAUUUGGACAUUUUCUUCUCUGUGUUAAGUUUAUUGUGAUUUUGCCUUGGCUGCAAACAAGCCAGAGUACUAUUAAUAAGUUAUAUUUUGUCUGGAAAACAGUUUUAAAAAAAACCGUAACAUGACAUUUAAGAGCUGCAGAGGGCAAUAUGGUUAAAAUGUUCAACAAGCUUGUCUUAUCUAAUGCAGGUAGUCACAUAUAACAUGAAUUUCAAUAAUUUGAAGCAAUCGUAUAAUUUAUGACAGCAUGGAUUUACUUUCACUCCCUUUGCAACCGCAUUAAACGAUGAUGUGAUGAUGUCAAGUAUGGCUUGACUUUCAAAUGAGCAGCCUUGAAUAUUCUGGCCAGGUAGACACCCAAAAGAACUUAUACUGUUCAAACACUGAACCGAACAAAAGUGAAUUUCAUUUCCAUUAUAGUGUCACAGUUGAAUGCUGGUCUAUUGUCUACAUACAUGUGUUGUUGCACAACUAUUGCAUCAUUUACAAAUGUAAUAGUGUGGCUCUGAAUUGUCAUGUUCAAUGUAAACCGCCAGGGUCUGAGCACAUGAUCAAGGGGUGUUCCAGUGAUUCUUUGACCUAUUACAUAUUACAUGCUAUGGAGGAUGCCUGUUUACAGCAAUGGUUUCUUAAAUAAUUCUUAUGAUUUGGAGUACUCAUAGUGGGUCCUGUCCAGAAGAAGAAGUCACUGUGUCUGCUGUCACCUCAUCCUUGAAGCCGUUUUACUAAAAUAUCCUUGUAACCUUAUUCGAAAUAUGUGUCUUCCUUGUAAGUCGGCCCCACAGAAUGUCCAUAGAUUUUGGCGCAGCACGGUGGGGGCAUGUUAAUGUUUGCAUCCCUAUGGGGUAUUCUGUCUGUCCAAGAUCAGGGAAUAUCUGGCACUGAUGCAAGAAAGUUAUUAAGAUGUAUCCAUCAUUAUCAUAUGGUUCAUUAAUGCAUCUUCUUCAUAUCAGGUUUGUAUCAGGUGUAUUAUUAUUUUUUUUAAAUGUAUGUGCAACAUGUUUAUUGUUAUAAGUUUCAGUUUUCUGGUUAGCAGUAUCGAAAAAAAAAAUACACUUGACUCAGGCUGAAUUAAACUACUGUUUAUAUAUUA